Myotis brandtii (Brandt's bat) is the source of this 3476-nucleotide messenger RNA. RefSeq names its product IQ motif containing E (gene IQCE). NCBI's taxonomy places the organism in Eukaryota, Metazoa, Chordata, Mammalia, Chiroptera, Vespertilionidae. The transcript is spliced from 24 exons. The record is from RefSeq and is a predicted model, not a curated record. Gene Ontology annotation, molecular function: protein binding. The annotation marks the transcript as partial.
CCUACCGAGGACAUCCCCCCGCCGGGAUACUCAGUGGUACGUGCCAGAGCGUCCGACGGGCGUAGCGCCAGGAAGGCGGGGCUGCAGGAAGGGACGAGACUAUCCCCGGAAGGGGUGGAACUGUCCCCGGAAGGGGCGUGGCCCAUUCAGGCACGGGACCUGUGGGCUGGGCUGGGGGGUGGAGCACGUGCCCGAAAGGGGCGUCUUCACCCUGGAGGCAAAGUCUCCGGUCAUUUGGCCUCAAAACUGGGCCUUCUGGGGCCCGCCGCUGCCCGAGGUCCUCCAGGCCCGCGGAUAAAAACAGAAACAAGGCUCAUCUGUACAGAGUCAGUUUUCAGCAACAUUUGGGGGGAAAUACCUGACCUGCAGGGAGAUGACAGUCUGUCGGCGAUUACCUUCGACUCCGACUUUGAGACGAAAACAAAGAGGAAAAGUGUCCACAAACCUCCACCCACAUCGCCCAAGUCGCCGUAUCACUGCAAGCCGAGGACCGCAGCCAGCGGGCGGCCCCCGGGGCCCCGAAAGUCCAUUCUGCCCCCAGGAAGUGGCACUCCUGACAUGACAGCGACAGCAUCCCGGGCCCCCCUGUUCCCGCCUCCCCACACGGUCUUAGUGACGUCGGCCGUGGGAACGGCUAGAGGUCUCGCCCCGGGGACGCCGGUCUACAGGGAGAAGGAGGACAUGUAUGACGAGAUCAUGGACCUGAAGAAGUCGCUGCACAUGCAGAGAAGCGACGCGGACCUGCUGAGGACGAAGCUCCGGCGCCUCGAGGAGGAGAACAGCCGGAAGGACCGGCAGAUCGAGCAGCUGCUGGACAGACACGGUCGCACUGGGCAGGCCAGGCUCCGAGGAGGGAGCCGUCCGCCUCAGGCCUGGCUUCUGCUGCAGGUCAUCAAUGGGCUGAAGCAGAGGGUCCUGCGGCUGGAGCAGCAGUGCAAGGACAAGGACAGCACCAUCAGCAAGCUGCAGGCGGACAUGAAGACCACGAGCUUGGAGGAGAUGCGGAUCGUCAUGGAGACGUACUACGAGGAGAUCCACCGCCUCCAGACGCUGCUGGCGAGCUCGGAACCGUCGGGACGGAACCCUGUGCGGGCGGGCAGCUUGCUGACGGGGUCAGAGUUCAUGUCCUGCGGGAUGGCGGUUCUCGGAGCCUGAGCGCUCACCGAGGAGAACCAGAGCCUCAAGGAGGACCUGGACCGCGUGCUCAGCAGCUCGCCCACCGUCGCCCGGACCAAGGGGUGCGUGGAGUGGAGCAAGCCCCGGCUGCUGCGGCGGAUCGCGGAGCUGGAGCAGGUGAGGGCUGAGGGCCCAGGGCCGGCGCCCAGGCAUCGGAGAGCGGCUCCGGGCCGCCACACUGCUGGCCAGCUGAAGGCCCUGCGGGCCCAGCUGCAGGAGAGAGAUCUGGAGGUGAGGCAGCUGCUGCAGGCCAAGGCCGACGUGGAGAAGGAGCUGGAGGAGGUGCGGCGAGAAGAGGAGGCCAGGCGAGCGCGGGAGGCGGCUCUGAGAGAGGAGAUCCAAGCACUGACCCGGAAGUGUCAGGACCUGCAGGCAGCGAAGGAGGCAGAGGAAGACGACCCCACGGAGGGGACCCCUGAGGUACGGCCUCUCCGGGAGGCUCACUCCAGCCACGUGUCCCCCGGAGCUCUCACUCGGGGGCGAGGACGGCGCUCGUGGCGGCUUUUAAGGGGUGUCCUGCAGGCAAUGCGUGUGGGCCCCCAAGUGCCCCAGUCGGGCUUACUCAGACACGCGGCUGCCAGCACCCUGCAGGCCCGGUGGAAGGUGUACAGGCGCCAGAAGAGGGAGGCCGCGCUGGGCGAGGCGGCCACGGUGCUCCAGGCGGCCUUCCGCGGACACCUGGCUCGGGCGAGGCUAUUGGCACUAAGGACCUGCAGCGGAAACUGCUGCCUGGAGAGUAGGAGCCGAGCCCCUGACGGAGCUGUGCCCACCUGCUCUCUGGAGGGGGCGCCGGCUAUGCCGCCCGAGGGCAGGUGGUUCUCAGGGCUCUCACCCUGUCGUUCCGCGCAGAGCCCUCCCUCACCCCGCCCUCCGAGCCCCGUUGUCCAGGCCGAGGGCUGCCCCAGGCAGGAGGCGGCCGUCACCCUCAUCCAGUCGGUCUUCCGGGCACACCUGGCCCGCGUCAGGCACAGGACCGGGGCGCUCCCUGCAGCCUCUACCAGGACGCCUGUUCCGGCCACACUCAGCGCGCCCUCCCCGCCAGCGCCCCCUGUGGCGCCUGCUGGUCAGGAAGACGGUGAAGUGAGCGGCGGGGACGCCAUGGAGGGCCCAGCCCCGCAGCCCUGCCCUGCCGAGCCCCCUCCCUCAUCUGCGCCCUGGGAAGACGUCUCCUCGGACGACUCGGACGAAGUCAUCAUGGCUCCAGCUCUGCCGGCGAAGAGAAGCCCCUCCCUGCCCCCCGCCCUGGGUCCCUGCGGGCGCGCCGCACACGGGGACACUCUGUCCGCGGAAAGCUAGACCCUGACCUGGCAGUGACACCAUCGGCCGGCGGAGCUGUGGGGGCACCUGCCGACAUGGUCGGGUACGGGGGUCCACCCCUCAGGCUCCAGGGGCACCCCCCUCGGGCCCGGCUGGCUGUCUGUCCCACAGGGUCACCUGUAGCUCACAUCCCCCCGCCCACACGGACAGACUACGGACUUGGGAGGCGGGCGCUGGUGGGAAGUGGCCCCAGACUCAGGCAGGAAGAGGAGGGGCUGACGCCAGGGCGGAUGUGGGGCUGCAGGGUUUGUGCAGUGUGUGGUCCCCCAGUGGGGGGUGCGUGGCUGGGACGGCCUGGCCACCAGGCCCCAGGCCUCCAUGCGUGGGCCCUGGAUGUCGCUGUGCUAACCAGGGCUCAUCCCCGUGGGCAGGAGGGACGGACGUGGCCCUGAUGCAGGCUUUGCUGUGCCCUCCUGGAGGAGGAAGGGCCUGGGCGCCGGAAGAGGCAGGUGCCCACCGGCUCUGCGGCCUUAGAAAGCCCAGGGGCGCCCUGGGGGCGGGUGGCACCUGUUCUCGGGCUCUGAGGACCUGAGAGCCCACACAGACCUGCUGGGCCCCACCUCCCGCCUUCAGCAGCUGACCACCCCUCAUGCUCCCUAAAGACCCCAGGAGUCCCCUCUGUGUGACCCUGGGCGGUUGGGUGGGCGGGCCCCUGGCUGCACCUCGUUGCUGCGAGGCUCUGGGGAGCAGGAGUUCCCCUCUGCUCCGUGCUGCCGGCCUUCCCCCGAUGUCUCUCCUGCUCCCCAGUGAGGACUGAGCACCAGGAGAGGAAAAGUGGGUCGCGUUCCCCAAAUCCCAUUCCACUUCCACUCUAGCAGCAGGGCGAGAGCGUGUUCCGGACCAAGUGCAGAGCCACGGCGAGGACAGGCGACCCUAAGAGGCAGGGUCCACGUGUCCUGGAAGCGUGGCUUCCCGGCGCCGUGCACCGACGAGGCGGGUCCGUGGUCUGUCCGCGGGCACUGCUGCCGGCCCUUGCACUGGGC